UUGUUUUGUUAUUUUUAACCUCAUUUUAAUUCUUGUGAUCAGAAAAGAAUACACAAAAAAUCUCUCUUGUUGUAUGGUUGGCAAUUGUUAUGUUAUCCUUAACAUAAUUUUAUUGAUUUGCUAAAAAUGAAAUACUAGAAAAAUUAUGUUUUCCACAAAUUUGAAUCCAAUUAAAGUAGAAGAGGAGGAAGAAAGAUUUGACAGAUUAAGACUGUAUUACGGAUGCGAGAAAUGCUCAUUCAAGACAAAACUCUUGUCCAGGAUAAGAACCCACGAAAACAGCGAACAAAAAUUUAAUUGUUCCAGUGGUGACCUUGAAAAUUACAAAUGUCACAAAUGCAAAACAUUUGAAACACAAUUCUUGUCACAACUGAGAUGGCACAUUGUUCAAGGUCAUACAUCACAACAUGUCGAACCUAAAAGCUUCAAAUGUCUCAAAUGUGAUUUCAACUCGUUUUCGCAAUUGUUGCUUUUGAGACAUUCCAUUUGUACCAAACAUAAAAGAAGGAAACGAGGAAAAAGAGGCGUUUUCAGAUGUACAGAUUGUGGUUACAAAACUAUAGUUUUAAACAAAUUGAGAAGACAUGUGAUUUGUAGACAUACAGCUGAUUCCGAAAUUCAAUGGUUCAAAUGUAAACAUUGUUCGUACAAAUGUAAACUUAAGGAGAAUUUGAGACAUCACAUGAUCGUAAAACACGAGUCGCCUGACUUACGCCCCGUCAUCAAAUGUAAACAUUGUGAUUACAAAACUAUGUAUUUAAGCAAUUUGAGGGCACAUGUGAUCUAUAGACAUACCAACGAUUCCGAAAUCCAGUGGUUCAAAUGUGAAUAUUGUUCAUUUAAGGGCAAAAUUAAGGGAAAUUUGAGACAACACAUGAUCCAAAAACACGAAAAUAACUUCCCCUACUCGUGUGAACUUUGUGAUUACAAGGCUAAACAGAAGGCUCAUUUGCAACAACACCUGAAUACACGACACAAAACCAAAAGUAGUGAAUCAUUGCCUAAGGGAAAUGUUAUUUUCACCAAAUAUCUAAGAGAGAAACUAGGAGAGAAAGGAGCUUACAAAUGCACAAAAUGUGAUUACGAAAGUGACAAUUUGGCCAGUGUUAGAAGACAUGUGAUUUCUAAACAUUUGGACGAUUCAGAGAUUCAGUGGUUCAAAUGUGAAUAUUGUCAAUUUAAGUCCAAACACAAGAGUAAUUUGAAUCAACACAUUAUCAUACACACUAAGACGCCCUUUCGGUGUAAAGUUUGUGAUUAUGAGGCGAAAACAAGAAACAUUUUGAAACAACACGUGAAUAAACACCAUACGUCUCCUGAGGACUGGUUUCACUGUGCCCAUUGUGGUUACAAAACUAAAAGUAAAAAAUCAUUGGUUAAACAUUUAAAAAUGCAACAUAGUAAUGGCAAACUUUAGUGAUUUCAUUGUGAUUUUAAAUGUAAGACUAAAUCUUGUUUAAAGCACUUGUUGGUGUGUGACAUUUAAUUAUUUCCAAUGCCAAUUUAAGGCGGCCUUUAAGACCAAUUUGAAAUAUAUCGAGUGUUUGAAGUACAAACUUAUCUUCUUUCAUCAAACACCCUAUAUUUUUGUGCUAUUCCACAGUGCGAUCAAAAAGUUUUUCUUUAGAAAUUUAGCGGAUUUAAAUGUUGGCAUUGAAGUAGCUUAUUAAAAAUUCCGUGGCGCUGCGGUCCAAUAUUUUUUUAACCUUAAUAAAAUAUCUAUGGCAGUAAAACGGCAUGAAGAGGUUACCUACUUCAUUCUUAUUUGCUGACCAAUAUUUAUGCAUUAGUUUGUUAAGUUUGAAAAAAUAAAAACAAUUUUUUUUUAAUUGUAAAAAAAUCAAGAAACGA
This is a messenger RNA of Tribolium madens (black flour beetle), 1851 nucleotides long. RefSeq names its product zinc finger protein 335-like. The transcript has 2 exons. NCBI's taxonomy places the organism in Eukaryota, Metazoa, Arthropoda, Insecta, Coleoptera, Tenebrionidae. Bases 146 to 1417 code for a protein of 423 amino acids. Gene Ontology annotation, cellular component: nucleus. The record is from RefSeq and is a predicted model, not a curated record. Gene Ontology annotation, biological process: regulation of gene expression.